GUAGAUUUGUUAAUUUUAUAGGAUGCCUUGGAGGGCAAGAACUGAUGGAAAGAAAACUGGGUGAAACCAAUUGGGAGAUAGGCACUGCAGGGUGAACAAAUGGGUGAAAAGAAUUAGGGGGUCAGUGGAGAAGAGAACAGGGAAGACCAGAGAGAGAAGUUACUGCCAGAUGUUCCUUUGGGGUAAACUCUGAUAGCCAUGUAUCUUAAUAGGACAGAUAAAGGCUUCUAUUAUCUCUCAGGCUCCCAGUUGUGUAUGUUCAUCAUUGUCUAGUAAGAUUUUCUCUCUGGCAAUGGAUUACACUUUCCAAAUGUGAAGGGUGUAAUUGUCUUAAAUAUUGGGGUCAUGAAGGGGGGAAGCACAUUCUGUUAAGGUGAGAAGUGGUUGCAAUGUGGUGGAGAGUGUUUUCAGGUGUUUUAGGACUAAGGACAGUGUGAAAGCUAGGGAUCCAGCAGGCUUCACAUGCUAGAGCAGUUCUCUGAUGAACAUGUAUUUCUCUUUCCCAGUUUUCACGAAUAACUCUCCAGCAGCCAUAGCUUUAGCUUCCUGAAGAAAAUGGACUAGUCACAAUUAAAUGUAAGGCUUCAAAUUAAGAUAAGAUUUGAGUAAACCAACUCUUAACUCAUCCACACUAAAACUAGGUAGUCUAUCAAGUCUGCGUGAUAUGAAGUUCUUCCCAGAUUAUCUAAGGAGAAAAUAAUGUUCAUCUGAAGUGGCAGAGUACUAUGAGGGAAAAAGAUAAAGGAAAAAAAAGGUUGAGGAUUUAAAGACAAACCAAAGACUUUAUAAUUUUGCCUGGGUUUGACCUAGUGAUAGUCAUUUGGGUAACAGAAAAGCAAUCUGUACAGAGUUUCUGAAUUAACUGCUGGUAUUUCUUUUCCCCUUGGCAUCAUAUAUGAAGUAUUUCUUUCAAAGCGUAUGCCAGUUCUUUUCAAAGGGAGCUUUGUUCUGAAACUAUCUAGUAAUAGAGGUAUCACUGCAGAAAAUGGGAUAAAAUUCAGCUUAUAUUGCAGAAUGCCAUGGUGUGUUCAUUUUUCAUUCCCCUUUCUCCUCCCCUUAUGCCUCCAAACACAUGCUUCAUCCUCUCACUGCCAGAGUGAUUUUAGAAGAUUCUGUAACAAGUUCUUAGAGGCCCAUUGUGCAGUAACAAAGAAUUCUGGCAUUGAGCUGCAGGUUCUGUCCUUGCCUGCUUUCCUGAGUGGUAGGCUGCUCUCGUCUCACUAAUGGCGGAGUAGGACAAGGAGUGCGCAGGCCUGCAAACUUGCCAAUCCUUAGGAGACCAAACAAGCACUCAUCAUGCCAAUCAGACCUGUUGGGUGGAUCUCCAGGCAGGUGUUGAAGAACUUUUCUGGAAAAAUCGAGAGGAUCCAGAAAGUAAGCAUGGACCUUGUAGAUGAGUUUAAAGAUGAGUUCCCUACCAUCUUAAGAUUAUCACAGUCUAAUCAGCAAAGAGAACAGAUACAGAAAACAUCCAAAAUCAGAAUGUCUGUAGCUUUAGCGAAGAUCAGCUGAGGAACAUUGAUUCAAGGAUUAAACAGCAUAUUCAAAUCCUCCAAAUCAAUGGCCAGACUUCUGCAGUCUCAGCUUGCUUGAAGGCUUUUAGAGUGAAGAGACGUGUCUCAUCGUCUGCUGAGGGAAGUUAACGCACCAAAGCAGCCCCGAUAUAACAUGCAGGUCAGAAGGGGUUCUUUGUUUGAAAUAAUUUCCUUUCCAGCAAAGACUGCUUUAACUAGCAUAAUAUAUGCUUCAUAUACAGCACUAAUUUAUUUGACAAUCUGUGUUAAUGUAGUGCUGGAGAAGGUAAAGAAAAAUUUCCAAGAAGAAGAAUCCAUAAGGCAAAACAGUGAGGAGAAUGGAAAUCUUAGAAGAGCCUUUUCUGAGCCUGUUCUUUCUGCGCCUUCGUUUUCUGAAGGUGAAAUCCAAGCAAAACCUUACAAGUCCUUACCAGAGAAGCUAGGCAAUUUUUCAAAUCACCCCAAACUUCCUGUUAGUAAGUUGAAUGAUAAGAUCCACGUUUUACAUUCUGUGCUUAAUCAAUCAACUGAAAUGAAUGAAUGA
Messenger RNA from Manis pentadactyla (Chinese pangolin), 2058 nucleotides. It is a transcript of the gene SPATA9, whose product is annotated as spermatogenesis associated 9. The transcript is spliced from 5 exons. NCBI's taxonomy places the organism in Eukaryota, Metazoa, Chordata, Mammalia, Pholidota, Manidae. The record is from RefSeq and is a predicted model, not a curated record.